AUGGUGGGGGAGAUGGGGCGCCGGAGAUGGUACGGUUGGGUGGGGCGUCGAGUGGUGGUGUGGAAGAAGCAGUGGCCCUCCCUCCGCGCGUGCCCUCCCUCCGCGCGUGCCACCAGCAACCACCGUCAGCUGGCUUUCUCCUGCGCAGCGGUGGUGCAUCUCCUGCUCCCAGAUCCAGGCGCGGGCCCCAACCCCUUCUACCACUGGAUCUCGGGCUCGCCGGUGGGCGACGGCGCUGCCCACCGCCCGUGGCUCAUCCCCCCCAGUGCCGUCGAGGUUCAGUUGCCCGUGCUCCUCCAUCGAUGUUCCCGCGGUCAUCCACUGCACCGCCAACAUCCUCUCUCCGGCCGACCUGCAGCUGGGGGAGGUCUCAAACUACAGCUGGAGGAGGUCUCGACCUGCAGCUUGCCGCGUCUGCCGCUGCCGCCGAGGUCCACCACAUACACUCGAUGUUGCGGCAACCACCCCCACCACUGUCCGUUGCUGAUGCGUGCAACCACGUCCAGCCACCCACUGGACGUGGGCACAGAGGCAGGGCCAUGCCGAGGGAGCUCGAGCUCAACCACCCACAGCUGGUUCCCCUGCAGGUUGUACACCCCACCAACCACACCAUCUUCUCCUCGUCUAUUCUCUUGCCUCCUUGCUUCUGUAGUUCAAGAUGAUUUAAAAAGGUUGCAGCGGAAAAACAAAAUGCAGAAGUUCAAAGAUGAAAUUUGAAGAAGGAAAUAUGCAACAAUCAAAGAAGUGGCGGUCUCAUUACAGAGAAGAAGAACGCCUUGCGAUCCAACCGAGUUGACUCCUGCCAUCGACACUGCAUAAUUAUCACUGGAUGCCCAUGGCCACCGGCGCUGGACAAUUAGCACUGAAUGACUUGCAAUCCGGAAGAAAGUUGCGCCCAUAACCUGUGGAGAUCUAUAACAUUGUGCAGUUGGUCGUGAUGUCUCCUGGAGCUUCAAUUUUCUGACCCUGAUGCAUUUUCUUCCUUUUUGAUGUGCCACUUGAUGCAUAAAUUAUCACUGGAUGCCCAUGGCGUGUUCACAGUAUGUGUUUGUGUUAGUACCCGACAGGUUCCAUCAUGUACUAAAUGGGGAUGGAUAGAGAGAUCCAUAAUUCAUUUGUAUAGAAGUUCAAAUUUAAACAAAAUAGAGGUCCAAUGUUUAUGAAAGCUAUUUUAGUAAUUC
Molecule: messenger RNA, 1181 nt
Organism: Triticum dicoccoides
Lineage: Eukaryota; Viridiplantae; Streptophyta; Magnoliopsida; Poales; Poaceae
Exons: 5
Coding region: 1-717 (238 amino acids)
Source: RefSeq, a predicted model, not a curated record